Molecule: messenger RNA, 264 nt
Organism: Auxenochlorella protothecoides
Lineage: Eukaryota; Viridiplantae; Chlorophyta; Trebouxiophyceae; Chlorellales; Chlorellaceae
Product: Autophagy-related protein 8d
Exons: 5
Coding region: 1-264 (87 amino acids)
Biological process (GO): cellular response to nitrogen starvation
Source: RefSeq, a predicted model, not a curated record
AUGGUCCGCACCAAGACUUUCAAGGAGGAACACCCGCUCGAGAAACGCCAGGCUGAGGCCACAAGGAUUCGCGAGAAGUAUCCCGACAGGAUUCCGGUCAUCGUCGAGAAGGCGGAGAAGAGCGACAUCCCUGACAUUGACAAGAAGAAGUACCUGGUGCCAGCAGACCUGACCGUGGGCCAGUUCGUGUACGUCAUCCGGAAGCGCAUCAAGGUCAGCCCCGAGAAGGCCAUCUUCAUCGGGGAGAGCACCUUUGGCUGCUAG